UUUAAGUUCUUAGAUCGUUAUCCCACAGGGCGGCCUGACUAGGGGUGGCGGCUUCCCAGCGACAGGGAGAGAGGGGGUCCCGGCGUUGCACGCCUGGUCCUUUUCCCUCCGUUUGCGAGCUGAGCCCCGAAACCAGAGCUGGAAGCGGCGCGGUAUGGCGGCCCCAGAGGGGGAGCCCGCCGGGGCCGAGGCCGCUGAGCCGGCGUUUUGGGCCCAGCUGGAGGCCCCUGUCCGCCUCCUGCUGCGGGCGCUGCAGGCUGGGCCCGACGGGGCGCGGCGCGGCCUGGGGGUGCUGCGGACGCUGGGCAGCCGCAGCGGGGAGCCCUUCGUCUGGGGCCGCCUCCUCGAGGCGCUGUGCCGGGAGGAGCCGGUCGUUGAGGGCCCGGACUGCCGCCUGAAGCUUUCUCUGUUGCAGGACUUGGUUCCCAGGCUGCAGCAGCGGAUACAGACCCUCAGAGAGGGGUUGGAGAUGGAAGGUGCCCCCCCAGUUGAGCUGCAGCUUCUCCAUGAAUGCAGCCCCAGCCAGGUAGAACUGCUGUGUGCCCAGCUGCAGCUCCCGCAGCUCUCAGACACAGGCCUCCUGCAGUUCUGCACCUGGCUGCUGGCCCUCUCACCACAUCUCAGCCUCAGCAGUGCCACCGUGCUGGCGAGGAGCCUCUUUCUUGAGCGGAUUCUUGCCCUGACUUCCUCGGCCUCCCGCCUGCUCAUGACAGCCCUGACCUCCUUCUGUGCCAAGUAUACCUACCCCUUCUGUAGAGCCCUCCUUGGCCCUGUGCUCCAGGCCCCAGGAAUAGGUCCAGCUCAAACAGAGUUACUGUGUUGCCUGAUGAAGGACAGCUCCCUGGAGCCAGACACUCAGCUUCUCAUGCUGGGACAGAUCUUGGAGCUACCGUGGAAGGAGGAGGUUUUCUCGGUGUUACAAUCACUCUUGGAGCAACAGGUGGAGAUGACCCCUGAGAAGUUCGACAUCUUGAUGGAGAAGCUCUGUAAAGAGGGGCCAGCAGCUACUACAUCCGUGACCUACGCCAAGCUCAUGCUGACAGUGAUGAACAAGUAUCAGGCCAGUAUCACUGAGACCCAUAGACUGGGCCUCACCACAGCUCUGGAGACCAACACCACUUUCCUGAGGAAGUCCCUGUGUGCUGCCCUGAGACAGCUGGCCCCCUGACUGUCCACCAGGAACCACACUCCUAGAGCUACCUCGCUGGUGUCCCGAAGGACACUUCUGCUCUCACUCUGACCCCAUACCUGGAACGAGCCUCACUAUUCCAGGAACCAGCUGCCUCUCUGUUCUAGGCUGCAAAGAUGUCUUCUUGGCCUCCCAGCCAGCAGGGAUGGUCCUGAGCUAAAGGAGCCAAAGAGCUGUAUUUGCAAAGGCUGCUGACCCUGCGCUGACUCCUUGACAUUGCUACCCCAGGCUCAAGGGACAGAAAAUGAUAGGCACAACUGACAGAGCAGACUCAGAGGAGAUGAAUGAUGAUGCUCCAGGAGACCUGUGAUCUCAAGUGUGUAUGAGGACCUUCUGUGUUAUUUCUGGCUUGAAUAAUUUAUCAUUUAUAUUUAAUAAAAAGCAGAGAUAUUUAAU
Molecule: messenger RNA, 1585 nt
Organism: Condylura cristata (star-nosed mole)
Lineage: Eukaryota; Metazoa; Chordata; Mammalia; Eulipotyphla; Talpidae
Gene: FANCE
Product: Fanconi anemia, complementation group E
Exons: 9
Coding region: 155-1168 (337 amino acids)
Biological process (GO): interstrand cross-link repair
Cellular component (GO): Fanconi anaemia nuclear complex
Source: RefSeq, a predicted model, not a curated record